Molecule: messenger RNA, 3019 nt
Organism: Labrus bergylta (ballan wrasse)
Lineage: Eukaryota; Metazoa; Chordata; Actinopteri; Labriformes; Labridae
Gene: g6pc1a.1
Product: glucose-6-phosphatase catalytic subunit 1a, tandem duplicate 1
Biological process (GO): gluconeogenesis; glucose 6-phosphate metabolic process
Cellular component (GO): membrane
Molecular function (GO): glucose-6-phosphatase activity
Source: RefSeq, a predicted model, not a curated record
UCUGGCAGGGGUUACAUAAGGAGAUAAAUUAUUAAGUGAUUGGCUUUGGACUGAGUCAAAGCCGAGGAGAUAAUCAGUGAUAAAAGUGAAAAUAAAAGGAGAUUAGAAGAUUGUUUUCAUUCUUUUAUGACAAACAAAUAUUCCUGUGAAGUUUAAGAUGAUCUACUUUAAGGGAUGUUUGCGAUAACAAAUCAAUCAUUUUCUCACAUUCAGUUCCAUAGGUGGGAACAAACAAAUGACUCACUUUUUACACACUUGAUGCAAUGCAGAACACAAAUUGUGAGCAAAGAUCAAUGGAUUUCAUAAGCAACCAGAGGCAUACACUUCAUUGAUCACAGAAAAAGAGAUUUCCUAGAAGUCAGUGAUCUGUAAAAGGGGCGGAAACUGUUCACUAUAAUGGGGGCCACAGGGGCGUAAAGGUUAAGGAACCUGUCUGCACUGUCCCAAAGGCAAACAAAUUUUCCAGCCUUGAGUAAAGUCCAAUGGGGAUCACACAGCGGCAGCAACCUAGCUUGUCAAAAAAGAUCCCAGAUUUGGUGUAUCAACCUCAGGCAGUGGCUGUGAUAUCAUGGAUCUUCUACACAGCUGGGGGGUCGAGUUGGCGGUUCACCUGCAGACCAAAUACGACAAAUACGAAGGCUUGUUCAACCUGGCGUCCACAGUGGCCGAUCUGCACACUGCCUACUUCUGGUUCUUCCCAAUUUGGUUCCACCUGCGCAGAGACACGGGGCUCAGGCUCAUAUGGGUGGCGGUGAUUGGAGACUGGCUCAACUUGAUCCUGAAAUGGGUUCUGUUUGGAGAGAGGCCUUACUGGUGGGUUCACGAGACCCGCUUUUAUGGAGCAGCACCGACCCCUGAUCUGCUGCAGUUUCCCAUCACAUGUGAGACAGGACCAGGAAGCCCUUCAGGUCAUGCUAUGGGUGCUGCUGGGGUCUGGUAUGUGAUGGUAACAGCGACACUCACAAGUGCAACAGAGAAGCGAUGCCCCCCUUUACUAUACAAAUUCUUGCAGGGAGGUCUGUGGAGUCUAAUGGGCCUUAUUCUGGUGGUGGUCGGCAUGUCAAGGAUCUAUGUGGCUGCCCACUUCCCACAGCAGGUCAUUGCAGGUGUCAUUGCAGGUGUUCUUGUAGCCGAAGUUGUCUCCAAUAAAAAAUGCAUCUACAACGCCAGCAUGAAGAGAUACUUCUGCACGACCCUCUUUUUGACCUACUUCGCUGUUGGCUUCUACCUCAUACUCAAAGCUCUGGGCGUGGACCUUCUUUGGACCAUGGAAAAAGCCCAGAAGUGGUGCAUAAAGCCCGAAUGGGUCCACCUAGACUCCACGCCUUUCGCCAGCCUCCUGCGUAACAUGGGCACGCUGUUCGGCCUGGGUCUUGGCCUGCACUCACCCCUCCGCACAGAGGCAAAGAAGAAGAAAACAAGCCCCAGUUUCCAAAUGGGAUGCAUUACUGUUUCCUUAAUUCUGCUUCAGCUGUUGGAUGGAUGGACAUUUUCUUCAAAAAAUCUUGUGACUUUUUACUUCCUGUCUUUUGGUAAGAGUGCAGUGGCACUUUUAAUCCCGACCACAUUGGUUCCCUGGGCUCUCUGCUUGAUUUCCAAGGUAAAGAAAGAAGAGAAGAACUUGUGAUUCAGGUUCAAGUUGUGCUUUGAAGUCGAUUAGUAGUGUAAUUUUUCUUAUUAACUAGGAUUGUUUUUUUCAUGUAGAAUCACCAUAUUAACACAGUGGCCAAUUUCCUCUGCAUGACGUUCAGGGACGGCGGCUUAUGCUGCCCAUGUUGUUUGCCUGCUGAAUUAUUGACUUUCAAAUCAUCAAUAUAGGAAACCUGGGCAAUUCCUUUUUAUCCACUGCUUCCCAAAUGAAUCAAAACAUUGGAUGGAUAAAAUAAUGCAAUAUUUUAAGGCAAUAAAAUACAAGACAAGUUAUUUUAAACUGAUAGCUCAUCAACAACAGCUAAAGUUAGCUUUCAACCAAUUAGCUAAGAGUACUUUUUGCUAGCUAACAAAAUUGCUAGCUAGAAAAGUACACUGCGCGUUCAUGUAAAACUUACAGUUAUGCUAGCUGGUGGUUGAAUUGUACACGUUAGCUGAAUGUCUAACAUCUGCCAAUAAGUAGUUUUAACUCUUCUUUCAAAUUAAUUUAGAAACAGUGAAAUAAGUAUUUAAUAUUCUUUAAUAAAGUUUGUAAACCUUUUAUAAAACGGCAACUUUAUAACAUAAUUUCUGCCUCCCACCCUGACCCUGACAGGAAAAUGGCCUCCAUGCGAGUAUGAUGAAUUUAGCCUUUUAGAAAAAGAUUUGAAGUUACUGUGCUUACCUGGAUAUCAGCUCCUUUAAGAUUUACGUACUGUAGUUUGGAGAAUAAACUUACUUACUUUCCUGUAAGUUAGUGAUCUACUGUUUCUGUAUGAUGUAGACUAAGUAUGAAGCCACCAAACAGUCAUGUUAACAUAAUCAAUGAAUUGCAAAAUACUCAAACUGGCACUUGUGAAACUACGAUAAAGAUACAUUUAAGAAUAAACAACAGUUUAAUCGUUCAAAAGUGGAAUAAUGAAUGUGAAAAUCUAAGGUUUAGUGCCACAGUAGUUUAUCGACUUCUUAAAGUCUCCUUGUUUUACCUGGUAAUCUCAUAACAAACGUUGUCCAUUGUGCAUUUAGGUUUUUGAAGAGAUAAAAUUGAAGUUACAAAGUGCUUAUUUGAGAGAUCUAGAGGUGCUAGCUAGUGGACAGGUUAGCUCGGCCCAGGACCCGGCUAGAUGUUUCUCCCAGAAUUUUAUACUAAACUAAGCUAACGUGGCUUUGCUCGCCAUGCGUCAUUCUCCACAUGAAAAGUUGUGGAACACAUGGUAACGUCAAGAAUCUGGUUUCUUAUUUUUUGUCUUUAUUUGGACUUACUGAGUCUGCUUAGGACUUUCCUUUAGUAUCAAAAUGUGAGAAUAGACUUUUUAUAAACAUGUUGUUUGCAGCUCUCUUUUGGUUGCAUAAAAAAUGGAAGAUUAAAAUUUUGUCAGCAACUUUUAAA